GUCAUGGAGGAGACGGUCUGGGAACAGUACACAGUGACCCUGCAGAGGGAUCCAAAGAUGGGUUUUGGCAUCGCUGUAUCAGGAGGGCGAGACAACCCAAAUGAGGAGAGUGGCGAGACAUCCAUUAUCGUGUCUGAUGUCCUGCAAGGAGGACCAGCUGAUGGCUUGCUGUUUGAGAAUGACAGAGUGGUGCAGGUGAACGCCAUUCCCAUGGAGGGGGUAAUUCAUUCCUUCGCCGUCCAAACCCUCAGAAAGUGUGGCAAAGUUGCAAAAAUUACUGUCAAGAGAUCAAGAAAGGUUCCUGUAAACGUCAUGAAUCGUCCCGGAUCACCUGAUGAUCGCGUUUUCAACAAUGACUACGCUGAUGACUACAACUACGACCAGGAUCGUCGCAGUGUGUACAGCAACAGACAGGACCACAGUCUAGAGAGGGAACAAGGUGGCUACAUGGAUUCUGGCUAUCAAACACGUGAGCGUGAUUACGACCGGAACUAUGACAGACGAGAACGGGGCAGGAGCACGGAGAGAGACCUGAGCCCCGACCAACAUUACAAGAGAGAUGGUAGCAGAGGUCGUACCUUGGACAGAGAACGUAGCCCCGAUCGCCAUCACAGAAGCGAUCACAUACUCAACCGUGACUAUAGCCCGGACAGAAGGUACCGCAGCGAGCGCACGUUAGACCGAGACAACAGUCCUGAUCGGCGUUACCGCAGUGAGCGGGCCCUCGACCGUGACUACAGCCCGGACCGGCGCUAUCGUAGUGAGCGUGCGCUUGACCGCGCCAACAGUCCUGACCAGCGCUACAGACGGGACAGCCGUAGCCCGGGCCGCAGCCGUGGCCGUAACCACAGCUUUGAACGAGGACGAGAACGAAAUCCCAGCGAUUCAAGAAAAUAUGAUGAGCCUCUAAAGAGAGGCAGUAGCAGGGACCGACUGGAGCGUUCACCGUCACCCGCCGCCAUGCCCAUUCCUAUGCCACGUCCUGCUCGAGAACUGGAGCCACUGGAGAAACCUGUGAAUGUUCUGCUGCUCAAGAACCGUCCGAACGAAGAGUAUGGCCUUCGUCUAGGCAGUCAGCUCUUUAUCAAAGAGAUGACCAGCACAGGGCUUGCCAGCAGAGACGGAAACCUACAGGAAGGAGACAUAAUCCUUAAGAUCAAUGGAACAGCGACUGAAAACCUGUCUCUCAGCGACGCAGGGAAACUGAUUGAGAAGUCACGUGGCAAGCUGCAGCUGGUGGUCCAGAGAGACAGGCAGCAAGUGCUGAUCCGAGUCCCGCCUAUGGUCGACAGUGACUCAGAGCUUGAUGACAUUUCCGAGAUAGAAUCAUAUCGCUCCUACUCUCCACAAGAUGAAAGACGAGGUCAUCAUUCAGAUCUUUCUUCCCACUCCUCCAAUGAAAGGCUCCGAGAGAAGCCAAGAGAGGAUGCGCCUAAUAGGUUAGCUAAAAUGGGUGCGAUGCCAACCCCAUUCAAAGGUCUUGAACGAGCUGUGGAAGAAACGCAGCCGUUGCCUGCUGAGAGGGAGGAGCCACGGUCAUCAACACCACCAAGUGAAUCGAUCACAGUUGGCCCAAAGAUUCACGCACCACCUAAAGUGCCACUCAAGCCAAGCAAGGAGGACCAGGAAGUAUACGGGCCAAACACUUUGAUGGUCCGUUUUCAGAAAGGUGACAGCGUUGGUAUGAGGCUUGCAGGUGGCAACGAUGUUGGCAUCUUUAUUGCGGGGGUUCAGGAAGACAGUGCAGCUGAACAGCAAGGUCUUCGCACCGGAGAUCAGCUUGUAAAGGUGAACAACAUGGACUUCAGAGGUAUGGUCCGAGAAGAUGCCGUACUUUAUCUCCUCGAAAUUCCCAAAGGAGAAGAUGUGACCAUCCUUGCACAGAGCAAACCAGAAGUUUACAAAGAUAUUUUAGCAUCUGGCAGAGGCGACUCAUUCUUCAUCAGAACCCACUUUGAGUAUGAGAAAGAGGCCCCUCAGAGCCUGCCUUUUACCAGAGGAGAAAUUUUCAAAGUUACUGACACGCUGUAUGAUGGCAAGCUGGGCAACUGGCUGGCAGUGCGCACAAACAAAGAAAACCAGUUGUUGGAGAAGGGCAUCAUUCCUAAUAAAAGCAGGGCAGACCAAAUGGCUAACGUCCAGAAUGCUGCACGAGCUGCUUCAGGUAACGACCGAGGUGACUUCUGGAGACUUCGAGGACAAAGAGCAGCUAAGAAAAAAGAUCUUCGCAAGAGUCGAGAGGAUCUGAGUGCAGCACCAGUUGCCACUCGAUUCCCAGCCUAUGAGAGAGUUGUCUUGCGUGAAGCUGGUUUCAAGAGACCUGUGGUCAUAUUUGGGCCUAUUUCUGAUGCUGUGAAUGAAAAACUGGCCAAAGACAUACCUAACGAGUUCAUUAUUGCUAAAACUGAGCCAAAGGAUGCAGGGAGUGAGAAGUCAGCUGGAGUCGUGAGACUGAACACAAUUCGGCAAAUUAUUGAACAGGAAGCGCAUGCGCUGCUGGAUGUGACUCCUAAAGCUGUUGACACCUUGAAUUACACCCAGUGGUAUCCCAUCGUCAUCUUCCUGAAUCCAGACAGCAAGCAGGGAGUCAAGACCAUGAGAAACCGCCUCGUCCCUGCAUCCACCCGCAGUGCACGCAAACUAUAUGAGCAGGCUGUUAAAUUGAGAAAGACAUGCUCACACCUUUUCACUGACACCAUUGACCUCAACUCUGCCAACGAUGCCUGGUAUGGCAGUGUGAAAGAUUCAAUUCGGGAGCAGCAGGACAGAGCUGUUUGGGUCUGUGAAGGCAAGUUGGAUGGUUCAGAAGAGGAUCUAGAUCUCCAUGACGACCGAAUGUCCUACCUGUCAGCAAUGAGCGCAGACUACCUAAGCAUGGACAGCCGUCUGACCAGCGACUACGACGACACAGCCGACGAGGGUGGGGCUUACACCGACAACGAGCUGGACGAGCCAAUGGACGAGCAACACCCUGUUUCGGCCAUCAGUCGUUCAUCGGAACCUGUGCUUCCCGACGACCCCCACCCUGAACCCCGGACACGUAUGAGAAGGUCAGGCAGCAGAGAGAAACUAAAUAGAGAGCCUAGUCCUCCCCCUGCUUUUGUCCCUGAACCCCCAAAGGUGCGUGCUCAGACUCGGACUGACUCAUCACGCAGCUAUGACUCGCACUCCAGCAGCACCAUCAGCAGCGACGCAAUGGGCGGGGGGAAGCCGCUGCCCCCUCCGGUGGCCCUGAAGCCCACCAUUGCCCGCCUCAACCAGAUGUCAGAUGAGCAGAACUCAGAGAAGGAGGAGGACCCUGCCAACAAAUCCUUCUUGGGCAAGAUUAAAGCCUUUGAGAAGAUGGACCACCUGGCUCGUGCACAGAGGAUCCUCGAACUGCAGGAAGCCGAAAGUGCUCGAUUGGAAAUCGCCCAAAAGCACCCGGACAUCUAUGCAAUCCCAGUCAAACAGCCCAAACCCAAUCUUAAUCGUCCUCAGCCAAUAGGUUCCAGCUCCAACCCGGAGCCACAGACUCCAUCCAGGCAGCAGUACUCUGAGAGUAGAGCUCACGAAGACGACGAUGCAGAGUACCGCAGGCAACUGGCCGACCAUAACAAGAGAGGCUACUACAACCCUCAGAAAUACAAGGACACUGAGUUGUAG
Molecule: messenger RNA, 3645 nt
Organism: Nerophis lumbriciformis (worm pipefish)
Lineage: Eukaryota; Metazoa; Chordata; Actinopteri; Syngnathiformes; Syngnathidae
Source: RefSeq, a predicted model, not a curated record